Messenger RNA from Cryptotermes secundus, 1152 nucleotides. Its product is annotated as exosome complex component RRP43. The transcript is spliced from 6 exons. The record is from RefSeq and is a predicted model, not a curated record. Gene Ontology annotation, cellular component: cytoplasmic exosome (RNase complex); nuclear exosome (RNase complex). Lineage: Eukaryota; Metazoa; Arthropoda; Insecta; Blattodea; Kalotermitidae. Gene Ontology annotation, biological process: nuclear polyadenylation-dependent mRNA catabolic process; exonucleolytic trimming to generate mature 3'-end of 5.8S rRNA from tricistronic rRNA transcript (SSU-rRNA, 5.8S rRNA, LSU-rRNA); U4 snRNA 3'-end processing. Bases 53 to 877 code for a protein of 274 amino acids.
CGCUAAUUGGUUUCUGAGCUUUCUGACUGCGUUUCUCAGUUGUUCUGUGGAAAUGGCUACCUGUUACAAGAGCAUUCAUCCAGUGAAAUACUACCGAGAUUUCCUAGCAAAGGGUGUGAGGCCAGAUGGUCGAGAUAUGCAGAAGUUUCGUCCUGUUUCAAUUAAUGUAGACUCUAUAAAAACAGCUGAAGGCUCAGCCAUUGUUAAGAUUGGAAACACUGUCGUUGUUUGUGGAAUAAAAGCUGAAUUAGCAGCACCAAAAGCUGAAGAGCCCAACUUUGGAUAUCUUGUACCAAAUGUGGAACUUCCACCACUUUGUUCACCCAGGUUUUGUCCUGGUCCACCAAGUGAUUUGGCUCAGGUGUCAAGUAAUUUUAUUGCUGAAACACUGACUAGCUCUGGAUGUGUAGAUCUGAAGGAUCUGUGUAUAGCACCUGAACAUCUGGCAUGGGUUCUUCAUUGUGAUUUAAUUUGUUUGGACCAUGAUGGAUCAUUAUGGGAUGCAUGUGUCAUCGCGCUUGUAGCGGCCCUCAGAACUGUUAAACUACCACAUGUUUCAUAUGAUGUCGAAGCAGAAACCACAGUUGUUUCCCCUGAGAAGAGAAAUAAACUUCAAGUGCAUAACACACCCGUAGCCACAACAUUUGCAAUUUUUGAUGAUGAAAUUCUCUUAACUGAUCCAACAAAUGAAGAAGAGAGCUUAUCAAGUGGAGUCAUGACUAUUGUUGUUCAAGGAGGUCAGCUAUGUUCUGUCCACAAACCAGGAGGGAGUCCACUGACAGAAUCACAGUUACAGGAGUGCAUUAAUGGAGCCAUGAAGAGGGCAGAAUAUAUCAACAAGCUUGUUAACAUGACUCUUGAAUCUCUUGGUACUUAAAGUUUGCUAAUAGCUGAUGCUACCACCAGGAUCAAAAUAUGGCAGUAAAAGGAUAAGGAAAUAUAAUGCGAUGUAUUUUUGUUGGUCAUCAAAAUUGAUUUGUUAAUGACUUACAGCAAAGUAGAUUUUCCAGUUACUUUGUUGACUCUUUAAAAAUGUGUACAUGGCUUUACAUUGUACAUGAAACAUUAUGGUUUCAUGUUAGUGCUGGAUGCCCGAUAAUGUUUUAUUCCUUUUUAUAUGAAUAAAUUCUUCAGUUUUCUCUUACUGUUUAA